Messenger RNA from Ctenopharyngodon idella (grass carp), 2969 nucleotides. RefSeq names its product inositol polyphosphate-5-phosphatase Ka (gene inpp5ka). Gene Ontology annotation, biological process: phosphatidylinositol dephosphorylation; negative regulation of glycogen biosynthetic process; negative regulation of peptidyl-serine phosphorylation. The transcript is spliced from 12 exons. The record is from RefSeq and is a predicted model, not a curated record. Bases 395 to 2008 code for a protein of 537 amino acids. Gene Ontology annotation, molecular function: phosphatidylinositol-3,4,5-trisphosphate 5-phosphatase activity; inositol bisphosphate phosphatase activity; phosphatidylinositol-4,5-bisphosphate 5-phosphatase activity. Gene Ontology annotation, cellular component: plasma membrane; cytoplasm; endoplasmic reticulum. Lineage: Eukaryota; Metazoa; Chordata; Actinopteri; Cypriniformes; Xenocyprididae.
CAAACUUUCAAGCAGCACUGUAUAUGUAAAUUAUAUAUAUGUAAGUAUAAAUAACAUUAAAAGAUCAGAAAUUGAUGUCAGAGAAAUGUAUUAGCAACAAAAUGUCCAUUGCAUUGGGUAAAUGCAGUAUUAAGGUUUCCUCUUGUACAGUUUAAAUUGAAUGUGUUGGGUGGGCCAUGUAAGCCCUUCAUAAACCAGAUUAGGGGUUUAAUCUUUAAAUCUAAAGGUCCGCCUACGCUUCCACCUCCUUCUACUCCCCCUACAGCCUAUAUCACACACUUUACUGCAUUAAUAAUUUCUGGAAUAACUGCCUUUGCUUCCCUGACGGUCGGGACGAAAUAUCUGUCAAGACAAUUGAGUGCUAUUUUCACGUGUCCAGCCAUUGUCGAGCAACAUGGAAGAAAUAGCUGAAUAUUUUAACGAAAAGAUGCGAGCACGCUCCGACAGCAUGGCCAGCACCGGCACACAGUCCACUAGCAGCCGUCUGCAUGUGCGACAGCGUCUGGCGAUGCUCAUGACCUGCGUGGACGAUCUGGACCCUGACGAUAAACUGGACGCGCAGGUAGUUAAAACGUUAGAUGGGGCUUUUCUCGUCUGCAGGCAGAUUGCGGCCCCACAUAAGAAAGACCAGUUCAGGCUGUAUGUUGUCACGUGGAAUGUGGGCACAGCUGAGCCUCCUGAAGAUGUGAACUCUCUGCUUCAGCUCAGCUCCCCGAAGAAACCCGACAUCUAUGUGAUAGGUCUGCAGGAGGUGAAGGCUGCACCUCUCAAGUUUGUCACAGAUCUGGCCUUCGAGGACUCCUGGAGUCAUCUCUUCAUGAACACUCUGGCCCCUUUGGGUUAUAUCAAGGUGUCCUCAAUACGGAUGCAGGGUCUACUCUUGCUUUUCUUUUCCAAGCUGGAACACAUCCCCUUUAUCAGAGACACUCAGGUCACUUACACCCGCACAGGGCUGUACGGUUACUGGGGUAAUAAAGGAGGCGUGUCUAUCCGUCUGUCCCUCUACGGUCACAUGCUCUGCUUCCUGAACUGUCACCUCAGCGCCCACAUGAACUACGCCUCUCAGAGGGUGGAUGAGUUUGAGUAUAUUCUGGAUGCUCAGACCUUUGACACCAAAAACUCACCGCACAUUUUGGACCACAAGGUUGUGUUCUGGUUUGGGGAUUUGAAUUUUCGUAUCGAGGACCAUGGUAUGCUCUUUGUAAGGAACUGCAUCACCAGCCAGCGUUUCAGUCUACUUUGGCCUAAAGAUCAGCUCACCAUGAUGAAACAGAAGGAAGCUACUUUGCAGAAGUUUGAAGAGGGACCUCUCGACUUUCAGCCCACCUAUAAAUUUGACUUGCGCUCGGAUAACUACGACACAAGUGGUAAGAAACGCAAGCCUGCGUGGUGUGACAGGAUCCUCUGGCGAGUGAAGCCCAAGUCCUUGCCGCCGGAGGAUAUUGAUGAAGACGGUCACAAUGAAGAGGAUCCAAAGAAACAACUGGAGGGGGAACUUGAGGAUGAGUUCCCUCUGAAAAUGACCCAGGACUAUUACACAAGUAAAAUGGAGUAUGGCGUUAGCGACCAUAAACCUGUCAUUGGCAUCUUCCGCUUGGAGUUGAGAAAGAUGUACGAGACGCCACUGGUGCAGGUCUGUGCUGAAGGAGAGUGGAGUGCCGACUUCGACGCCCUCAUAACCUACAGACUUCUUCAGUCCUUUCCCUCCAGUGCCUGGGACUGGAUCGGUUUAUAUAAGGUUGGUUUUAAAAGUGUUUCGGACUAUAUCACGUACACUUGGGUGAAGGAUGACCAGGUGUCUGUCAAUGAUGAGCUCUUUCAGGUUUAUGUGAACAAAGAUGAAAUUCCAGUUCUUGGGGGAGAAUGUGUGCUGUGCUAUUACAGCAGCAACCUGCAUUGCAUUGUGGGUAUUAGUCAGCCUUUCAAGGUGCAGGAAUCCAGAGCGGCGAUUGAAGAGGGUUUAGUGCCUGAAAAUAUCAAUGGACUUGAUGAAACAGUUGCCAGUUAAGACCAAGACAAAGAUGUCAAACCAAACAUACCUGUGGAUUUAAGCAAGUGCAAUUUUAAUCCAAAAUUGGGCUUUUAUUUGUAUGUGAUACAGUAUUGUUUUUUUUCUUUUUUUUUCCUCUUUUAACCAGGAAAUAUUAUAAAUCACAUCCAGUAUAUUUUAAAUUGUAGCCAGUUGGUGGGACCUGUCCCAAAUAGAUUGUGGUAUUCUAAGUAAGCAUAUUUAAAUCAAAAACAGAUGUUACAAAUUAAGAAAAGCAUACCAGUAAUGUAAUUUAUUUAAUUAUUUGAUUAAUUAAUUCACACCACAGCCUUACUAUUACCACAUUCUCUUAAAUCAUUCAGUCUGCGUUUAACUUUUUCAAAAAAAUGUUUUGUUAUUUGUCAAAAUUUCAAUGUUUACUGUUACUGCUUAUGUUGUCUUUGUUUCCAUUUCAUUCAAACUUAAUGCAGACCGUUACACUGUUAAGAAAAGGCUGCAUUUGCACAAUUUAAUUGAGUACUUUUAUGGCACUUGUUUACUUUAUGUGGAUCUAUUUAUGACUGUAACUCAUACUGAAGUGGUAUUAUUAUAUUGUUUGUGUCUCACUGAAAUUGAGCGUGAAUAACUGAAGGAUGUUCUGAAAUAGUUUGACCAAUUCUAUUUUUGUGGUCAGUACAAUUUGAUAUUACUUUCAUUUUAAGUAUAAACAGACUGUACAGAAUGUUUAAACGGUAAACAGAUAUUCCCUCUUUUGGCUUAAGAAUGUGUUUAUUUAAUGUUUGACUAAUGCUAAUGUAUAAAUAGAAUAUAUUUGUAUCAGAUUAUACUGUAUAAAAGGUAAAAUACUGUAAGAAACAAAAUUUCUCUGUAAACAAAAGUUUUUAUUUUCUAAACAACUACAAAUGCAUACUGUUGACAUGAAAUAAAUGCUAUUUAAAAUAAAAUUUAAUAAUAAAAAAACGAGGUUGUGAGGGAUAAA